Messenger RNA from Monodelphis domestica (gray short-tailed opossum), 1427 nucleotides. Its product is annotated as sulfotransferase 1 family member D1-like. Gene Ontology annotation, molecular function: sulfotransferase activity. Lineage: Eukaryota; Metazoa; Chordata; Mammalia; Didelphimorphia; Didelphidae. The record is from RefSeq and is a predicted model, not a curated record.
AGGAGUUGGCAGGGCUUAGUUCAGUCUUCCCCACAACAGAAGAUUUCCUCGGUUUCUCUAUCGUUCUCUCUCCCAGCGAGGCAAAGCGCUCCUUCAAGGAAGCCUUCCUGGCCCAGAAUCGCACGCCCCAGAGAAGCCUUGCACCUUCCACUCCCCCGUCUCACAGCCUUUCCCAAGAACGUUGGAAGAGCCACCCAAGAGGGCUGAGUCACCAGAGCCCACCCACUUCCCAAGGCAGGCAGAGAAAGGCUGGAUCUCGGGACAGGCUCUUCCAAAUGGACAACAAAGAGAUGUUCCGGCAGGAAUUAGUGGAUGUCCAUGGAGUGCCCCUCUUUUGGACCAUCGCAGAAGAAUGGUCCCAGGUGGAAGGAUUUGAGGCCCGACCGGACGACCUUCUCAUCUCCACUUAUCCCAAAUCUGGUACCACUUGGGUCAGUGAAAUCUUGGAUCUGAUUUAUAACAAUGGGGAUGCUGAGAAAUGUAAACGGGAUGCCAUAUUCAAUCGUGUGCCUUUCAUGGAACUGAUCAUGCCCGGAUACACAAAUGGCAUCAAGCAGCUGGAGGCCAUGAAGUCCCCCCGACUGGUAAAGACCCACCUGCCUGUGGAGCUCCUUCCGACAUCUCUGUGGAAGAAUGACUGUAAGAUGAUCUAUGUGGCACGCAAUGCUAAAGAUGUGGCUGUCUCCUACUAUUAUUUCUACAAGAUGGCCAAGAUGCACCCAGAACCUGGUACCUGGGAAGAGUUUCUGGAGAAGUUCAUGGCUGGAAAGGUGAGUUUUGGGUCCUGGUAUGACCACGUGAAGGGCUGGUGGGAGAAGAAGAAGGACUACCGUAUCCUCUAUCUCUUCUAUGAAGAUAUGAAGGAGGACCCAAAACGUGAACUACUAAAAAUACUGAAAUUCCUGGAAAAGGAUUUGCCGGAAGAGAUUGUGAAUAAAAUCCUCCAUCACACCUCCUUCAAGAUCAUGAAACAAAACCCAACAGCCAAUUAUACCAUGAUGACAGAAAAAGAAAUGGACCACAAUGUGUCUCCCUUUAUGAGAAAGGGCGUUUCAGGUGACUGGAAGAAUCAGUUCACUGUGGCCCAGAAUGACAUAUUCGAAAAACAUUAUGCAAAGCAAAUGGAAGGAACUACACUGAAGUUUCGAACAGAGAUCUGAGGAAUUUCUCCCUCCCUGCGCACAGCUGAGAUGCUUUGCAGGGGAAAAACAUGGAUCAGAUACCUACUGAAAAUUCCUAUAGGCUACAAGUGACUAUAGUUGCCUCGCUUGGUCAUUAGUGAUAGACGUAAAUACGUAUGAUGCAGCAAGAAGUCCUAAGCCUUUCUAUCCAGCCAGGUUGUACCCAAUUUCCUGAUAAAUUGUCUGCUCAAGUGUUUGAAUUGUCUGAAAGAAUUAAAUCAUUAAAUGAGUCACAAGAAUUUAAAA